Molecule: messenger RNA, 816 nt
Organism: Parnassius apollo (apollo)
Lineage: Eukaryota; Metazoa; Arthropoda; Insecta; Lepidoptera; Papilionidae
Source: the annotation of a GenBank genome assembly
AUGCAGAAAGUGAAGACGGAAUCGAUUGGUGAUGACGACAGAAUUGCAGAUCCUGAUUUUGUUCCGGAUUUGGAGGUAAUGCCAAUAUACACCGAUGAUUUUGAAGAGGUUGAUGGAGUGAAUAUUGACACCAUCAUUGAAAAUAUUGAGUAUUCAAGUAGUACUUCCCAACCGCCAACUCCUUCUGAAACCUUUCCUCAUCCAGGACCAUCAUCUAGACCUGGAUCAUCAGGACGCAGUCAAGCCAAGCAAAAACUGAAUUUACAGAAGUAUCUCAGCGUGGAUGAACAGAUUUGUUCCACGAAAGCUAGACACAACCUCAAGAGAUAUAAUGGUAAGAAACCCCAUAAAUGGGGCUACAAAAUCUAUGUCCUGAUCGGCGUGAGCGGGUUUGCUUACAAGUUCGAGCCAGAAACUGGAGCUGAAAAUGUAGUUGGGCCCAAUGAGCCGAACCUGGGUGCUGCAGCAAAUGUCGUCGUCAGGCUAGCUCGUGAAAUACCACGCAAUCAAAAUUACCGCCUAUAUUUUGACAACUACUUCACAUCCCUGCUACUACUAGAAUAUUUCACUAAACAAAGAAUAUUGAGCUUGGGCACCAUUCGACGCAACCGAAUACCUGAUUGCAAACUACCCGCAGAAAAAGAAAUCUCCAAAACAGAACGUAGCUAUUCAGUCGAGUAUGUUGCCUGUGUCCAAGGAACAGAUAUUUCUACAGUGGCAUGGAAGGACAAUAAAAUAGUCACACUUGCCUCCAGUUUUGUGGGUGAACUACCCAAGUCACAAGUAUCUAGAUACAAUAAGCCCCACAAGAGAUAA